Messenger RNA from Colletotrichum orchidophilum, 2805 nucleotides. RefSeq lists its product as uncharacterized. NCBI's taxonomy places the organism in Eukaryota, Fungi, Ascomycota, Sordariomycetes, Glomerellales, Glomerellaceae. Gene Ontology annotation, molecular function: protein binding. The record is from RefSeq and is a predicted model, not a curated record. The transcript is spliced from 2 exons. Bases 1 to 2805 code for a protein of 934 amino acids.
AUGCCACAAUUCGGCGCAACCUUCGUUCCUGGAGGGUUCGAUGACUACUACAUGCCCGAGGUCGUUGCACCUGCUCCUCAACGUGUAACGCCCCAGGUCCCCCAGAACAUGCAAAACGACCUUCAGCGCAUGGAACUUGAAGCCCGCGAAGUCGAUCCGAACCGAGCCACCUCCAACAUCACCAACCGACACGGCCGAGAGCCCUCCCUGUCAUCUGUCCUCAAGCCAACCAUUCCUGGUGCGCCCUCGCUGCCGCCAAAAGGAGAGUCCGACGCCCCAGCCGGCGCACCCCAGACCGAUACCUACAGACCCUUCCACGAGAACAGCGCAAGCGGUAAUCACCACAAGAUGCGGCCCAGCGCGGCGCCCUCGUUCUCUCCUUUUCCCAAGGUCAAGGGCGACAACGUGCCCCCGACUGACGAGGAGAAGGAGGAAAUUCUAUGGAACGCCCGCGAGCAUGUCCUGCACUCCAACAACGUGUCUAUGCAGCUGUCCUGGGCUCGCGACACCUUGGCGUGGGCUGAGAUUGUCAUGGAGGCCAGGGCUAGAGACCCGGAGAGUGGCCGCCAAACACCAAAAGUCGAGCACGAACUGCGCGCCGAUGCGAUCAACAUCGUCAACUACCUCGUAGGCCAGGAACACCCCGAGGCACUCUUUAUGAAGGCAAAGUGGCUUGAGUUUGGCAAGUUUGGCUGCAGACCGGACAAGCGAGAUGCGUACACAAAAUACCAGCGCGCGGCAGAACUUGGGUAUGCGCGUGCGGAGUAUCGUCUGGGUAUGCUUUUUGAGAACUCAAACGACUACAGCAAAGCUGUCGAGCACUACUACCUCGGCCUGCGACUCAAGGACUCGGCCGCGAUGUACCGCUUGGGUAUGAUGAGUCUGCUCGGCCAGCACAACCAUCCGAAAGACUACCAGCGGGGUCUCGACCUCAUCAGGGAGGCUGCAGACCUUUCGGAUGAGGAUGCGCCUCAGGGGUCGUACGUCUACGGAAUGCUCCUUGCCAAGGACCUUCCUGACAUUGAUGUCCCUGAGGCUUUGCUUCCUGCGGAUCUGCCACUGGCGAAGAUGUAUAUCGAGAAGGCUGCUUACCUCGGCUUCUCCAAGGCACAGUUGAAGAUUGGCCAGGCCUACGAGCUUUGCCAGCUCGGGUGCGACUUCAACCCCGCGUACUCACUCCAUUACUACGGCCUGGCUGCCCAGCAAGGACAGCCCGAGGCGUCGCUUGGUGUAAGCAGAUGGUUCCUAUUCGGGUACGAGGGCAUCUUCAACAAAAACGAGCAGCUCGCCUUCAAGUAUGCUCAGGAUGCUGCUAACGGCAAGCUGCCGACUGGAGAGUUUGCCAUGGGAUACUACUACGAGAUUGGCGUCCACGUCCCCAAGGAUCUCCGCCAAGCCAGAUUCUGGUACGAAGCCGCCGCCGAUCACGGCAACAAGGACGCUAGAGGCCGAAUUGAUGCCUUGGACCACGAGAAGAGUCUGACAAAGGCUGACCACGAGACAACGACGCUGACGAGGAUCAAGUCGCAACAUGGAUCCCAGCGAGGCAAGAGACCUGAUCGCUUCAAGGCGCCGAGUACCAUGCCGAGUGUUUCCGAGAGCGCGCCGGUUACCCCCACCGAUGCCCACCCUGGCUAUCCGUCUACAUCGGCCAAGACGUCCCCUCAUCCAUCCCCCAGAGCGCACCCUACUUCAGUGCCGCACGACAGCAUUGACUUUCCCGACCCGUCACGACCCAACAGUAUGGGCAAUAGACCAGCCGCAUUCAACGUGAACCUCGACGCCAACCUGGCAAUCCGGCCCAAGUCGGCUGCCCCGUACCCGGAAGAUGAUCGGCCUGCGCCGCUCAACCUGAACAGACCGAAAUCGACGGCUCCUUACCCCGAAGAUGAUGUGCACGGCAGGGGCGCCGGGCCUCAACUCUCCCCUCAUUACAACGCUGGCAGUCGCCCCGUCUCUGGUCCACACUCGGAUCGCCCCGGUAGCGCGUUCGGCAUUCGUACCGGUCCCGGUGGUCCUCCGGGGCCGUCAGGCAAUAUUCGCGCUUCACAAUCGAUGGGCAACAUGAUCCCGCCAGCAGGUUCAGACCCACGCGGUCGCGUGCCUGUUGGAGCGCCCGCGGGAUAUCGCCAGGCGAGCCCUGGUCCCGCAGCGAGACCCCCAAGUCAACCUUACCCAGCGGUUGGUGGCCUUCCUUCCAACCCAGCCGUCAACAGGCCGCCUAAGCAAAAUCAGUACGCCAAUCCGCAACAAUCUCCAUCCUUCCAGCAGGGAAGCUACGGUCCAAGCGAUUACGGCCAGCCUACGCCGCCGCCAGCACAAGCUGGCAACUUUGGUCAACGUACAUCAUCCAUCCCCCCUGAGGCUCAGCAUGGAUAUGGCAGGGGCGCGGCGUCUCAACGUAUUGACUCGAUGCCACUUAGCCCCUCAGGUAACCCGCGUCCUGGUCCUGGACCGGCGGGCGCGCCCCGGCCUUUCCCCAACCGACCAGACCUUGCCGAUCAGCCCGGUCGAACGGGCAGCGCGCCGCCUUCAUCCCAGCCGCGGCCGCAGCAGCAACCCAGCCCUGCUCCUAGCGCUCAAACGAUGCCCCCUCCAAAGAAGCAAACGACGGGCCAGGGACCUGCCACCUUUGAGGCGAUGGGCAUUCCCAAGGGCAAGGAUGAGUCGGACUGCGUGAGUAAAGCUGCACUGUUAUUGACGAGCGCAUUACUAAUAAUGACGAUAGAUCGUGAUGUAAAUUUCUCUCAGAUACCAAUUUCACUUAACGAAAUGAUGCUUUCCCAGCAUACCAUCGGGGGUUAG